This is a messenger RNA of Entrophospora sp. SA101, 363 nucleotides long. The record is from the annotation of a GenBank genome assembly. Lineage: Eukaryota; Fungi; Glomeromycota; Glomeromycetes; Entrophosporales; Entrophosporaceae.
AUGCUAACCGAUCUAACAAAUGAAGUUAAUGAGGAAUUAAAAGUGGAAAUUAGAGAAGCUUUUGAAUUAUUUGAUACAGAUAAAGAUAAUGCAUUGGAUUUUCAUGAAUUAAAGGUAACUAUGCGAGCCUUAGGAUUUGAUGAAAAAAAACCUGAAAUAUUAAAAAUUAUACGUCAACAUGAUAAAACUGGUGAAGGGCUUAUUUCAUAUGAUGAUUUUUAUAAAGUUAAUGUGUAUUAUUUUACACCAGUGACAACCUUGGAGAAUUUAUCAAUGUCUGGAUAUACAACAAAUCCUGUUUUGCCUGUCUCAUUUCUUGCUCAUAAAAUAUUAUCUUUCUCCCCAUCUUCUUUCGAAAUAUAG